Molecule: messenger RNA, 2007 nt
Organism: Phlebotomus papatasi
Lineage: Eukaryota; Metazoa; Arthropoda; Insecta; Diptera; Psychodidae
Gene: Sac1
Product: phosphatidylinositol-3-phosphatase SAC1
Exons: 5
Coding region: 62-1834 (590 amino acids)
Biological process (GO): phosphatidylinositol dephosphorylation
Cellular component (GO): endoplasmic reticulum
Molecular function (GO): phosphatidylinositol-4-phosphate phosphatase activity
Source: RefSeq, a predicted model, not a curated record
UUUGACGACGUCAUCGCUAUGUCAUCUUUGGUGAGGUUUUUGUUGGGAAAAGUCAAGAAACAUGGAUAUCUACGACGAUAUGAAUUUCUACUUGUCUCCGGACAAAUUCGUCGUGGAGCCCAAUGGUCAGGAAAAAUGUGACUUUUUAGUGAUUGAUCGCAUCACCCAAAGCAUCAGUGUUCACGCUGCAAAGCCAGAAGAACUAGCCCAGGUUAGUCCUCAUCGGAGAAUUUGUGGCAUUCUGGGAGCGAUAAAACUCCUAGCCGGACAUUACCUCAUCGUGGCGACGCAUCGAAUAUUUGUGGGUGUGAUAAAUGGUCAGGCAAUCUGGCGUCUCGCCGGCUUCGACAUUUUCCCCUACAUUCCGUCCUCAAGUCACCUGAGCGAGGUGCAGAAGGUGCAAAAUGAUUCCUACCUCGAAAUGUUGCGACGCACCCUCAACACACCCCACUUCUACUUCUCCUACUCCUACGAUAUCACACACACCCUGCAGCGUCUCAACGGAAUGCCUCCGGAAUUCCUGCAAAUGGGACUCCUGGAGAGAGCUGAUACGCGUUUCGUGUGGAAUGGAUUUCUCCUCAAGGACUUUCAGCGGUUCGAUUGUCGCAAAUUCAAUCUCCCAAUCAUUCUGGGAUUUGUCUCUAUUAAUCAAGUUAAUGUCAAUGGGAAUUCUUUCACAUGGACUCUUAUCACUCGGCGGUCAGUUCAUCGGGCUGGAACUCGUCUAUUCUGCCGAGGAAUUGACCAAAAUGGGAAUUGUGCAAAUUACGUCGAAACUGAGCAAAUUGUUGAGUAUUUGGGCGACAAAGUUUCCUUUGUCCAAACACGUGGUAGUAUCCCAAUCUACUGGCGUCAGACGCCAAAUCUCCGAUAUAAACCACCUCCAGAAAUUAUCCCUGGUAAGGAUCACAUGGCCGCCUUUGCUAAACACAUCGAUUCCCAAUUGUUGCACUAUGGACGUCAAGUCAUUAUAAACCUAAUUGAUCAUCGAGGACCCGAGGACACUCUCGAGAAAGCCUAUGCGAAUGUUGUGGGUCUGUUGUCCAAUAGCGCCGUGAGGUAUGAAGCAUUUGAUUUCCAUGCAGAAUGCAGAAAAAUGCGUUGGGAUCGUUUGAAUAUUCUGAUUGAUCGGCUAGCUCAUGAGCAAGAUGAGUUUUCGGUGUUUCAUCUAAGACGCGAUGGGACACUGCUGUCCUCUCAAGAUGGCGUAUUCCGGACGAAUUGCAUUGAUUGUCUGGACAGAACGAAUGUGGUGCAGAGCAUGCUGGCCAAGAGAUCUCUCACCCAAACUCUAAUGCGCCUGGGAAUUCUAUUGAAGGGACAAACUAUUGAGAAUUGCUAUGCCUUUGAGAUGCUGUUCAAGAAUGUAUGGGCAGAUAACGCUGAUUUGGUGUCGACGCAGUAUUCAGGUACAGGAGCCCUCAAAACUGAUUUUACACGGACGGGAAAGAGAACGAAGAUGGGCCUGAUAAAGGAUGGUAUUAACUCACUGACACGAUACUACAAGAAUAACUUUAAUGAUGGCUUUCGCCAAGAUGGAAUUGAUCUACUCCUUGGAAACUAUGUGAUUCAGGAUGGUGAGGGUAUUUCAGUACCCUGUCCACUCAAUACCCAUCGUGGUUGGAAGUACCUAACAUUCCCAUCUGUGCUAAUGUUUGCUGUAGCUAUGUUCUUCGCUUCGUCUGUCUUCCCGCACGAAUACAACACGGAAAAUCUACUAUUUCUACUUUUCUGGGGUGCUAUGGUGGGUGUAAGUACGGCUGGAAUCUUUAGGUAUGGCAUGGAAUUUGUGGAUUGGCCCAAACUUUUGCCACCAAUCAAAGUUGAGGCAUGAAAAAAAAUUGUAACUAAAUUCAAUUUGACGAAAAUUUCUCCUUCCUAUCGUUCCGGAAACUCCUUUUGACUUGUCCCCCAUUACACCAUAAAUCCUCUGCAAAAUUUGUAGACCAAUUCACCUAGAAAUUUAUUGUUCUAUAUAUUGAGAAAUAAAAUAUGAAUUUUAUUUAA